Molecule: messenger RNA, 3504 nt
Organism: Harpegnathos saltator (Jerdon's jumping ant)
Lineage: Eukaryota; Metazoa; Arthropoda; Insecta; Hymenoptera; Formicidae
Product: adenylate kinase isoenzyme 5
Exons: 12
Coding region: 1228-3111 (627 amino acids)
Biological process (GO): nucleobase-containing compound metabolic process
Molecular function (GO): nucleobase-containing compound kinase activity; ATP binding
Source: RefSeq, a predicted model, not a curated record
GUUUCCAAGUAGGCAAACCAUUAUGGCAUUGUCGUGCGAAAGCGUCGUAAGAAAGCUCGCCGUAAAAGCUCCGCUGUGAAAGCAUCGUGACUCAUACCGCUCUGUGCUGUCGCGCGACGUAUCUUGUACUUCUGCUAGGUGAACUCAGGUGAACCGAAGCAAACUGUCGUUCGAGUGUUCACUUCCGCGCGGAUACGGAUUCGGAUUUGGAUUUGGUGUUGUCGGUGAAGUCGCAUAAGUCACUUGUCGAUCCUCGCGCUCACGUCGGCAAGACAUAAGACGGAGAAGGCGAGAGAAAGAGAGAAAGAGGGAAAAAAAAGAUCGAUCUCGUUUAUCUCGACUCUCCUAUUUUGUUGAGUUUGUUUCAAUACAAUCGUACGUCGCACCUGCGAAGCAAUUGGUGCUAUAUCGAUUCGCCCUCGAAAAAGAAUCGACAGAGAAAUUUCACGACGCGUCUCUCCCCGUGUCAGCUCUCCCUACGCGUUGCGACCCCGAUUUCAAUCGCGUUUUAUAUAUUUCUACAGUUCGUCCGGAUGUAAUUGGUGUUUCGGGUGAGAUUCAUCGACGGAAAAAUCAUCGAUACCCGUACGAUGCAGUGACUCGGCGGUGAACGGACUCAGUCGUGUCUUGAGAGUCAUUGUGCAAGGUUGCUUGCUAGUCCAUGUCGAGUUUCCACUCGAAGCAAGUACUCCCACGAGACAAAGGUGGACUUGACGAACAAAUGAAUUCAAUCAGGAUAAAUCGUCGCGAGUAGAUUUUUUUGAAACCCAGGCAACGUCGAUGUGGACAGUGAUCUUGCUGAGUUUUAUCUUAAAGUGCCUAUUGAAAAAAUUACGUCGAAUAGAUCCGACGCGAAUCAACACGUGGCAAGUACACACGCCUCCAUCAUUAGGACGUCGUUUCGUAGGAGAGAAGGUAAAAUUUCACGGAUAAAGUGAAUCUUCCGAGGCAUCUAAGCGGAAGGAAAGAAGCAACGCGAUUCAAGACAGUACAAGCCCAAUGUGGAAUAUCUGAUGUCAAGCAUCGUGCGAAGGUGAUUGAGUGUGUGUGUGUGUGUGUGAGAGAGAAAGAGAGAGAGAGAGAGAGAGAGAGAGAGAACGUACGGUGAUCUGUCGGGACUCACGGGGUAGAACUUGAGGUGUCGAGCAGCAAGGAUGAGUUUGUCCGCUGGAAGCAUGUGAAGUAAAUGGCCGUGAAAAGAUCGUGCCAGUCUUCGAACAACCUACUAUGGGCAUCUGCCUGGACACUGAUCAGCAAAAUGGAUCGCAGGUGUUCGAGGAAGGCGAUGCUCGUGCUACAGGAAGAUGGCGAGGAGAAGCUGGUCUUUUGGCAACGCCGCCGGAUGGACAUUUUCCAAAGCAGAAUGUCGGUCCAGUUAAAUUUGAAAUACCAAAAGUUCCCGUUAUAUUCGUACUUGGUGGUCCUGGCAGCGGCAAGGUGACAUAUUGCGACAAUCUGAUACAGGAGAAGAAGGGAAUAACACACAUCAACAUGAUGGAUCUUCUUCAGCAGUAUGCACUGGGAAACGAUAUGCAAGAUUUCGGGCAACUUAGUAGCAAGACCGUUACAGAAGUGCUCAUGCUCGAGAUAAAGAUGUCCCCAGGAGCCAAAGUGUUUCUCAUCAGCGGAUACCCGCGAAAUAUGCGCGAUGUAGUAGAAUAUGCCGAGAAAAUAAAGAUUGUAAACGGCGUCAUUCUCGUGUCCUGGAGGCAGGAAGUGCUGGAGAGACAAAUUGAUUUCGGGGCGCAACUCGGUCAUGUUAUCAUCGGAUUAGCCAGGAUGGAGUUGCAUAAUUUUUAUAGAAACGUUAUGCCAGUUGCGGAAUAUUUCGAUCAAAGUGGAAUGUUGCUCGAGGUAAACGGAGAGCGUAAUCCGAGUGAAGUUUACGUUAGCUUUCGGGAUGCCGUACUUAGAAUUCUCGGGAUGUCAAGCGGCGAAAUUCAAGAUCAAAAUGUACCUCAGUCCUUGGAAGCCGAAGUUGAAGUGGAGAGGAGAAAAGAAUCAGUUUCAAGUUCUUCGCUAACGAAGCCACAAAUCGUGCCGAGAUCCGAGAUAACACCACCUCCGGUGCCAAUAAAUGCAUCGUCGAAAACCGCUGAUAAGCCGAGGAAAGGACUGCCAUCAUUUAUCUGGGUUAUAGGUGGACCGGGAAGUAACAAGGCGGCUCUCUGCGCUCAAGCUGUCCGCAACAUGCCUGGUUGGCUACACGUGAGUAUUGGAGGACUUUUAAGGACGAUGGCGUCGUCGAACAUGGUUGUGAACGAAGCUAUCGUCUCGGGUGAAAUGGUGCCGCACGAUAUCGUGAUGCAACUUGUGGAGCAACAAAUACUUUUAAAUCGAGAUUCAGAUGGUAUUGUCAUGGACGGAUAUCCGAGGGAUUUGAAUCAAGUACAAGAAUUCGAAGGCAAGUUUGGGCAAGAACCACCACUAGUGUUACUCGACUGUUCCAAGUUGCAACUUGGAAGGGGGAGACUGGACGACAGUGUUUCGGCAUUUAGAAAAAGAUUGGAACUCUUUCGCGAGGUGUCUCUUCCUAUGUUGAAGACACUAGAUAGCGACAAUCGGUUAAUAAUUGUUGAUGGCGAUACUGAUGUGCCUACCGUGCAGCAGGAUUUCGCCGCCGCAUUAUAUCAAUUGAUGCGUCGGCAACGUCGUUCAGAAGAGGACGAUCUGCGCAAUACAAAUUUUUCGACGACUAAAGGACACGAUCAACACCCAAACGGGAAACAUAUUACGAUGGAUUAUGAAAACGAGCGCGCGAUACCUAACGGCGUUGCCAAACAGACGGUCAACGGCAUGUCGAAUUACGUUGAAAAACCGGUUGAUGCGGCGAAAAAUGUAAACGGAAUCACUGCUCAAGGCGUAGGUACCAUUUCUAACGGCGUGCUAAAUAAUAUGAAGCAUAUUCAGCAAAAUGGUCAUAUUCAUCAAAACGGCAUCGCGAAUGGUACGGCACAUAUGCUGCAGAACGGUGUAGCACAUUUAGCUAACGGUAUCGUGCCGUCUGACAAAAAUAAAGUCGCGCCAACGAUGCGCAACUAUUUGCCAAAGGAUCCCAUCAGGAAGAUGUACAACGAGGUUGAGGGUUAUCAGCAGAAUCUUCACAUGUGACGCGAGACUCGCCCGUUGGACGAGUCCUCGAUAUAGCUGAAUGCUGAACGUGCAUUUUUUACUCAUUAACGUCGUGCGAACAAUUCUUGUGAGACAACUAUGUACUACGACAGACUUUACAUUUUAAUUAUACCUGUAUAUAAUCGGCGCUCGCGCGCACGCGUGUCUUUCAACGACUGUACUCAGGUACUGAUGCAUGGUGCCUUGAAACAAAUACGACUUAAACAGUAGAAUUAAUAGGUAGAUAUCUACGUUCACUAUAAAAACGCCAAACAUGGAGUCGUCAACAGUAUUUUCGAUGACAAGAUAAUAAUCAUUAGGAAGUCUUAUAUACACACACACACACAUACAUACAUACACAGACAUACAUACACACAUCUAUUCUAAUAACUU